Messenger RNA from Crotalus tigris (Tiger rattlesnake), 4930 nucleotides. RefSeq names its product potassium channel tetramerization domain containing 19 (gene KCTD19). The record is from RefSeq and is a predicted model, not a curated record. Gene Ontology annotation, biological process: protein homooligomerization; DNA-templated transcription. Lineage: Eukaryota; Metazoa; Chordata; Lepidosauria; Squamata; Viperidae. The coding region runs from base 1890 to 4907 and encodes 1005 amino acids. The transcript has 15 exons.
UCCUCACAGAUCAGAUUCUGUUUCCAAAGGGCACCUCCAGUUUCAUUCUAUUCUAGGUCUGCUUUUCUAUGGUGAAUAGUUGAUUGACCUGCUACUAAGAUUGUCACCACCCAGUCAGCAGAGCUACGACCCUUAAAAUGGCCCAAGAUACAGCAGGGUGAGCAUGCCAGGAAUGGCUAUUUCAUAUUUUUUUUGAAGUUUGUCAUCUAAUCUGUGGAUCAAGUAGGAGAAUGACACCUUUUGCAAGCCUCACUUUCCCUUCUUCCUCCCCUCCCUCCAGGACAGUUCUUCAAGUCUGAUCUCAUAUCUGUUCUAGCUCAGCAUGGCCUCUCCCAAAGAUCUCUAUUGUUCCCUUAGAUCAGCAGUUCUCAACCUAUGGGUUGCGACCCCAUUUGGGGUCGAUCGACCAUUUCUCGGGGGUCACCAAACAAGGCGAUCCGCCAUUUUUCCCCCUCGGGGCGGCGCCGGGCAUGCGCGCCAGGCAUGGGGGCGACGCCGCCCCCAUGCGUGGUGGCGGCCCCAUGCGUGGCGCGCCACACAUGCGCAACACGUUUGUGUGAUGGGAGUCGCCGUCACACAAACGUUGAGAACCACUGCCUUAGAUGGUCCUGCAUUUGCUGAGCCUUGGAUGGUGAAAAUCAGAAUUGAACAAGUGUCAUUUCAAAGUGCAAAGGCAGAAGAAGCAGUAGAUCAUAUAUUCAGCCUGUGUAAGAAGAUUGCACAGAUGAAAAGGGGGAGACAUAAAAGUUGAAAAAAUAGCCAAAACUGAGGUUAAAAUAUUGUGGGAUUUCUGAAUACAGAAUACACUUUUAAAGCAACACUCCCCCCCCACCUCUAAUGGCAAGUCGAAAAGAAGCAGCACAUAGCUGCCAAAAUUUAAUUCUUGACACUGAUAAAGUCUGACUCAUAACACACCAGAUUUAACUGUAGCUGAAAAGAAGAAAGUGUGGAUAAUAGAUGUGACUAGUAGAAUAAGAGAAAAAUAAUUGGAGAAGAUCAAAAAGUAUCAAGGUCUGAAAACUUAAAUUAUGGCAUAAACCGGCCGUGGUGGUCCCAAGAGUUAUUUGCACACUGGGUGCCCUACCAAAAAGUCUCGAAUGGCACUUGGACACUAUGCGCUUUGACAUGUUCCAGCUGUCACUUGCAAAAGGCCACACUGUGCUACACCUUAUUAGGUUCUUGGGAAGAACUUGAUGUGUAUGAGGUGCCUUCACAUUGUUAUGAACAAUUGUUAUAACAAUUUAAACUUGUCUCCAUGGAAUGGUAGCUCCAUGGUAGCUCGCAGCGAGACGGGUGGCAAACAAAUUUAAUAAAGAAGCAGAAAUGUGCAGGCUUCCCACCUCAUGAUCUAGGAGUGUUACCUGGAAUUUUAGGGGUUCAUUAUUAGCUUUUUAAAACGUGGUAUUAACACUUUCAACAUGGCAGUUCUGGUCUCUUUUUUAACUUUAGAAAAACAUGGGGGGAGGGGGGUUUUCUUCCUGGCCAAGGCCAUUUCUUUUGAUAUGCAGGAACUAAACAGCAGAGAGGGUUUUCUGACAAAUGCAUUUGUAUUUUUCAAGAAAGUACAAACCCCUCUGGGAAAGAGGAAGGCAACCCAAACAUUUGCCACUUCCGGAAUGUUAUCUAGAAUCCACAUUUUCUAUUGUUUAAUUCGCACACGUGAUCAAUGUCUUUUAUGGUUCAAUUACUUGCUUUCUGACUGACGAAUGCAUCAAAUCUAUCAUUUAUAGAUAAAAAACUCGACCUCCCCCCGAAUAAGGGCUUUCUGCUUCCGCGAGUCGCGAUCCCUGUUUCCCUAGGCCCGCGGCCCCCCCCCCUCUCAUUUAGGGGUCCGGCUCGGCUCCCGACUGGGGACUGGAAGGCCUCGCCCCCCGCAGAGCCCCCUCCCCAUGCAGGCACCCGGGGAAGUAGCGGGGGGGGCCGUUCUUCGGGGGGCGGCGGCGGCGGCUCCGGCACGUGCCCCCCGUUGCUGGGCAACCGUGGCGGCGGUUGAGCAGCUGUGCCCAUCCGGCGGCCCGGAGGUGGCGGCGACCCGGCAUGGUGAGGGGGGGAGGGAGAGGGGAGGGGGCGGCCGGCCGGCCGGCCGAGGGGCGAGGCGAGCUGAUGCGCGGCUCUCCCUCCCGCAGGACCCGACGGCGGAGAAGGAGGAGGCAGCGGCGGCGGGGCCGCCGUCGGGGCCGGAGGAGCCGCCGGUGCAGCUGAAUGUGGGCGGCUGGGCCUUCGCAGUGCCGCGGAGCAAGUUGGCGUCGUUCCCGGAGUCGCUGCUGGGCCGGGCGGCAGCGGCGGGGCCGGCGGGGCAGCGGCUGUUCCUGGACCGCGACGGCUACGCUUUCCGCCACGUCCACUACUUCCUGCACACGGCGCGGCUGUCGGGCGGCAGCGGGCUAGAGCUGCCGCUCCUCUACGAGCAGGCCGGGCUGCUGGGCCUGGCGCCGCUGCUGCAGAGCCUGGACAACCUGAAGGAGGGCAAGCACAACCUGCGCGUCCGGCCCGCCGACAUCCCCGUGGCCGAGCGAGCCUCGCUCAACUACUGGCGGACGCGCAAGUGCAUCAGCCGGCCAGGCGCCGCCGCCGCCGCCGCCGCCGAGGGCGCGCUCAGGAGCCCCGCCUGCUCCGGGUCGCAGGAACAGGCGCCGCUGGGGCUGCUGGACACGCCGCUGCUGGAGGCGGAGGCGGAGGUGCGCUACUGCUUCCUGCCGCUGCGCCUGGUGGGCGAGUUCCCGGCGCUGGUCACCGACGACAACCUGCUCUGGCUAGCCGACGGCGCGGCGCUGAUCGAGGUCGAGAGCGGCGAGUUCCGCUUCAUCGCUAAUUUUCUUCGCUCAGAGAAGAUUCUUUUGCCCGAUAACUUCUCCAGCUUGGAUUCUCUGGAAGCUGAAGCUGAAGCCCUGGGCAUCCCCAAGGUCAUAGAAGCCGUGAAGAUCUUCAGGAAUAACCCAGGCUCAGGUUCCAGUGAAGCCUCUAAGUCUCCAGUACAGCAGCAGAGACUUCAGGACCCAUCAGUCCUCCUUCCUUUGUACCCAAUGGUGCUGGGACUCCUAGUCAAGUACCCUGACUCUGCUCUGGGGCCGCUCCACAUGGAGAGCACUCUGGAUGGGAACAAGCUCUACAUAUCAGGGAAUGGAGUUCUUUUUCAGCAUGUCAUGAAUUGGUUAGGAACUUGCAGACUUCCACUUACAAGAAAUAUGUCUGAACUUCCACACCUUUGCACCUAUUUGGAUCAAAUGGAUCUCAUCUAUGAGCCAAUGAAGGACGCUUUAAAAAGAUUUCUAAACCCGAAGACGCCUACAGACUCCUUGGUAAAAAAUGCAGAGUGGGCAGCAGAAAUAACAGCUUUUUCCCUACAUCAUAUUGUCAAAGUCUAUGUAGGAAGCCACUGGUAUGCCACCUAUUUGCAAACAUUAUUAAAGUUUCCAGAGUUGUUAUCAAAUUGCAAAAAGGUAUAUUGGAUUGCUUAUGGCCAGAGUCUCCUCAUUCAUGGAGAUGGAAAAAUGUUUCGACAUGUUCUCAACUUCUUAAGACUUGGCAAGUUGUACUUACCAUCUGAAUUUAAGGAAUGGUCACUUUUGUGCCAGGAAGUGAUCGAGUACCAGAUCCCUUCUCUGCUGGAGGCUCUAUAUCAGUAUGACAUGUACAGAUCAUGGCUGCAACAGAAGGAAGCUCAACAUGUAGUUUAUCCGGUUAGAAACCUUGAGUCUCUAAUAUCAGAGGAGGAUACUGGAUCCAACAAAGUCCUUCGAGAUCAUCUGCAUUUUGCUGAUUUAGAUCAGUGUGCCAAUAACUGGAAUAUAACUAGAGAACCACAGUCCAUGGAAGGAAGUGAUAGAGAGAACACCAAAUACACCAGCAUUUCUCCCAUUAAGGGAGCAAAGCGAAAACAUCCCUGGGAAACGUCGAAGUCCUCCGAUGACUGGGGAGACACCUGCCUUUUCCGACAGGAAGGAAACCCCCCCAAGAAAAGAGCAAAAGGCAGCUUAACCAAACCCCUGGAGAACAGUGACCCCCCCAUUCAGAAGCUCAUUUCCCUUGUGCAAGGCUGGGAUAUGGCUCAUUGCAGAUGCUGUGGGGCUCCCCAGGGACCAGAAUCUGGUGAGGAAUCCAAAUGGAGAGCAUUGUCUGGGAGGAUUCCCCAAGCCAGCUGCUUCAGAAUCUCCAGCUCUGAGCUCUCCAGCAAUGAGGUGCCCAUACAAGGAGCACCAGAUCAUCUGUCCAAGGCUGAACUGUGCAAGCAGGGAGCCCUGCCCCUCCAGGGCUGGCUGGCAAAGGCGGAUGAGCCAAGCAAUCUGGAGGAGGUGCCUUCCUCAGGGAAAGGUGCCAGCUCUCGGGAACAGAGUGGCCAGAAAGAAAAGGGAACAGCUCUUGAAGAAACGGCUAUUUGUGAAGCCCUUGAUAUGAGGGGCUGGAUUCUUAAGGUUGAGCACCCUCCGAUUGUGCCAGGCGAUGGUUCCUGCGUCUUUCAUGAAGGCAGCGUUCUCUACAGCACGGGCAUUGAAGAGAUUACUCUAGCCUGUGCCCUGGCACCCCCAGUGGACAAAGAUGUUGUUUUUCUGAGCUUUCCAUUAACACAAGAAGAAAUUUUUUAUGCCCAGAAGUGUCACGGCUUCCUUACUGAUGUCAUCUUGGAUUCUAUAAGACAGAAGGAUCCUAAAGAAACCACUGCCAAAGUAGAGCGUCUGGUCCAGAGGUUGUGGCGUCUGCAGAUCACGGCAAAGGAGUUUGUGGCUGAGCUCCUGAAUUCAGCGCCCUUUAUAGCCGACGGCCAUUCCUAUGAGAAGUUGCUGAAGUGGGUUGAAUUCACCCUGCCUUUUGCCUGGAAAUACAGCUGCUGCAUUAACUUGCUUAUUAAAAAAGGGUACUUUAAAUCACUCUCACACUUUGUUAUUGGGAAAUAUUUACAGAACCCUUAAUAAAACUGAAAACUUUGGUUGCA